CGGCAGCAGAAUAAAGUAUUAGUGAUCCCUCCCCCUCCCCAGGAAGUGGAAAGGGUUGAGCUGUUCCUGCAGGCUGAAUAAAGCAGUUUUAAUUCACUGCUAUCCUGAGUGUGACCCAUCAGCAGACUCCUUGCGUUUCUUUGCCCCCGGUGUUGCGCCUCUGCUGCGCCAGCCUGAGACUCUGCGCCUAUAACACAGGCAACACGGUCCAGGGAGUAUGUUACCAAGUUGAUUGCUGCAGUAUGAACACUUUAAUGAAUAGCUUCUUAGAAUGCGGAUACUUCAUAUUGAAUAGAACUCUGGGAAGAGCUUAGAAAACAAACUCCUUGCGGACUACAACAAAUAAUGAGUGGCCAAUGAUCCAUCGGAAUUGAUCCCAGCAUCGACUGUCCUCUGUUUUUUUUUCUGCCAAAUGAGAUGCGGUGGCACUUACGCACAAUCUAUGCCUAAUGCCUUGAAGAACAAAUUGGAACGCGGGGAAGCCUCAGUGCACCUUAAGAAUCCCCUCAUAUGCUUCUUGCUCUUGGUGCCUGAGAUGACAUUAGUAGAUAUUCUCUGAUCCAGAAGAUAUUCUCUGAUCCAGAGGGGGGUUCAUGUGCAUAUCUGUGUAUGAGGAUAUGUCAAGCUACGCUAAUGUUUCAAGCAGACCUAACUUUUUGGAAGAUCUCUACACAAAGAAAGGACGGGACUCCCACAUCCUUCUGUGAGAAUAAAGGAUUCAGCCUAGCAGAUUAAUACAGCCCUCUGUCUGCUGCCCUUUCUGCAUUUAAAGAGAAUAUUUACAAAAAAGAAAAGUGUUCUUUUAAUGAAAUGUAAGAUGACAAGUUGUUGGUGACAGUCAGAUUUCAGUCAGACUCCGCUGCUAUUGUUUGUGCUUGAUGCACAUGUUUCUGCACAGUGCGUACAGGAAACACAAGAAGAGAAUCCAAAACGGCUGCAGGAGAAGAAUCGCCAAACAUGCCCACAGAAACACUACAGACAGGUAGCAUGGGGAAACCUGUUAGCCCAGCAGUUACUUUCACAUCUGCUGUCCCCCUCCGAAUCCUCAACAAAGGACCCGACUACUUCCGUAGGCAGUCCGAGCCUAAUCCCAAAAGGCUCAGCGCAGUGGAGAGACUAGAAGCUGAUAAGGCAAAAUAUGUCAAGAGCCAAGAGGUUAUUAAUGCCAAACAAGAACCUGUAAAGCCAGCAGUCCUUGCAAAACCUCCCAUUUGCCCCGGAGCCAAAAGAGCUCUCAGUAGCCCAACUAUGAAGAUGUUCAACAACAAUACAAAGACUGAAAGCUGUGUACAAAGAGAAAAUUUAAAGCUAGAAAUACUUAAAAACAUUAUUAACAGUUCUGAAGGCUCUAGUACAGGGUCCGUGCAUAAACAAAUUUCUCGAAAUUGGCCUCCAAACAGGUCCGACUCCGCUGACCUCAGUCGGCAUUCUUUCUCAGAAUCCUUGAAAGUCUACCCUACACAAACACACGGCAGCCCUCAAGACAGCAACUCCAACAUCAGCAGGAGGUUUCUGGAAAAGAGAACCGAUACUUUUUUACAUGUUUCUCACAGUUCCUCAGACAUUCGGAAAGUAACCAAUGUGAAACAGAUCAAAGCAAUACCAUGCAGCAGCUCGGCCCCGCCGCUGCCUCCUAAACCCAAGCUUGCCCCUCUUUCUACCUUAAAGUCACCAGAAAAUGACAAUUUGGAGUCUGGAUGUGGCGUCAGUCGGAGGCCUUCACUGCAACGGUCCAAAUCGGAUUUAAGUGACCGAUACUUCCGAGUCGACGCAGAUGUGGAACGAUUCUUUAAUUUCUGCGGACUGGAUCCUGAAGAGCUUGAAAACCUUGGAAUGGAGAAUUUUGCAAGGGCUAAUUCCGACAUCAUUUCUUUAAACUUUCGCAGCGCAAGCAUGAUCAGCUCGGACUGUGAGCAGUCUCAGGACAGCAACAGUGACCUUAGGAAUGACGAUGCCAAUGACCGCGUCCCCUAUGGCAUCUCUGCAAUUGAAAGGAAUGCCAGGAUCAUCAAGUGGUUGUAUAGCAUUAAGCAAGCCAGAGACUCCCAGAAAGUUUCGCACGUGUAAGAGCGAGCCAGCUGUGAUGCAACGAGAGAGACUAGAACUUGUGUCUGUGAAUAGUCAGUUGUGAAGGGUUGUUAAGUCUACUUGAAGUCUUUGUAAACUUUCAGACUGCUCUGUGUUGCUUGUUGUGCAAUGUUUUCAAGUUGCAUGCCUGUCAACAGGUAAACUGACCUGGCUUCCACUUGAACAAUCACUACAAAGCCUACUUUUAAUAUGCUCACUUGCUGCCAAAAGUUCUAGACCCAAGUCCAGUUCAAGGCUUUGUGUCCAUUUAUUUUCGACUACACUGUUUACAUGACAAUGAAGGGUAGAUCUCAUUUCCUUAGAAGUCAUUCCAGUCUUACUUUGGCUUAUACACACACACAAACACACACUUUCGUAGCUAUUCAAUUGCAAACUGUCAGGUGUUUGUUUUCGUUCUUUAAAACAACACUAAUAAUAAUAUAUUUAGUCCAAAAGUAGUUUUAUCUUCUAGUUGUUCUUUUCUAUAUGGACAAUCGUUAAAUAGGCCUUAGUCUGGGACAGAAAAAAAAAGCUUUGGGCUCUUCAGCUUGGCUGAACUAAGGGGUAACCAACAUCAUUUGCCCUCAUUGGCGUAACUAUAGAGGAAGCAGACCCCACAGUUGCAGGGGGCCCGGAGGAAAAAGGGGGGCCUGGACUGUGGGGUCUGCUUACUCUAUAGCCAACAAGAACCCCAUCCCCAGCCGCUCUGUAACCUGCAGCAGGGAAGCAGAGAGCAUUGGCAUGGGGAGGAUAGUGGGCGGUGUCGGGGAGAGGGCGGAGUCUGGUCAGGAAGUGGGUGGGAGGAUGGGGAUCAGAGUGCGCUGGUCCCAACGCACUCUAGUUACGCCACUGUUUGCCUUAGUACCUUAACCCAUAGCAACCAACUGAAUUGGAUUGUUCACAGCUGAUUGGGUGUUAUAGGUUUCAGGACUAUAAUAGGUUAUUACAUCAAUGCUGUUGAAUGAACCUGCUAGGAAUUGUAGCCCGGCAGUAGAUGGAGCCUCACAGGUUGAUGAUUAGAAGUAUAAAGGUCUGCUGGUAGAACUGUUCUGUUUACCACAUUU
Xenopus laevis (African clawed frog) is the source of this 3131-nucleotide messenger RNA. RefSeq names its product family with sequence similarity 110 member B S homeolog (gene fam110b.S). Gene Ontology annotation, cellular component: centrosome. NCBI's taxonomy places the organism in Eukaryota, Metazoa, Chordata, Amphibia, Anura, Pipidae. The record is from RefSeq and is a predicted model, not a curated record. Bases 958 to 2067 code for a protein of 369 amino acids. The transcript is spliced from 6 exons.